Molecule: messenger RNA, 8237 nt
Organism: Oncorhynchus keta (chum salmon)
Lineage: Eukaryota; Metazoa; Chordata; Actinopteri; Salmoniformes; Salmonidae
Gene: cfap74
Product: cilia and flagella associated protein 74
Exons: 39
Coding region: 135-5315 (1726 amino acids)
Source: RefSeq, a predicted model, not a curated record
UGGAAACACUACUAACACACAUGUUGAGUAGCUGGCUGUUCAGUGGCUUGACGGUUCAAACAAGAGAAGACAGUAGCUAGCCUGCAAGUUACACAUUUAGCGACUUCGAAGUUGCAGAAAGAUCUCCAGGUCUUAUGGACGUACCUGCCAGGGAUAGUCCUUCAGAGGAAGUCUCCAUCUCAUCCUUUCAUUCUGAAUAUCCUCCAGACGACACUUGGAAAGAUGAGGAAACAGGAGAUGACGGCACAAGAGCGGAGACCUUCAGAGAGGACCCAGCACAACCAACGGAUGCAGCAGAGUUGUCUUUAGAGUUAGAUGCUACUAACUGUGCGGAUAAUGAUGACGACCUUGGGGAGGAUGGCGGACAUAGUGGAAAGAAGAGUUAUGCUGAGACAGCACGGAUGUUCAAGCUGAGAAGAAACCUGGACCAGCUGGACUGCUUCCACCGACAGAAGGAGCACAACGUGCUGAAAGCCAGAGAGGAGCUCAAAGUUUGCCGUCUGCAUAUUUCUGAGCUGGAGAGGCAGAGAGCUCGAGUGGAAGAGGAGAUAGAGCAACAGAAAGAGGAUGACAACAGCGCCCAUUUGUUUUCAUGCAGUGCGGCCGUGUUUCGCCUCCGAGCCCAGCACAAGCGCCUGUGUCAGGAAUUACAGCAAGAGGAGGAGCUGGAGUCACAUGUGGCCACCACUCUGAGGGAACAUGAACUGGAAAUGUGUCAGGUGGAGGUGGAAAUGGGUCGUUUCUCCCUCCUCCGUGUGGAGGUGCAGGAGGAGGAGCAGGCCUACCAGGCACUGCAGGCCCAGAGAGGGGAGGCCAGGCUGCAGAAGGAGUACACCUCCACCCAGAGCCUGCAGCUCCAGACACAGUGCCUCAAAGCGAGGCAGGCGGCCACACAGAAGGAAGAGGAGACUGACUAUCAGAGGACCACAGAGCUGGCGCAGGCUAGCCGCCAGAAAGCAGCGCUGUAUCUAAAAGAGACUAUCAACAGGAUGCAUCGGGAAGAGGCAGAGAACGAGCAGCAGAGUCGAGGGCUGAGGCAGAAAAGGAUGCAGGCAGUCCUGUCAUUGAAGGCCAACAUUGCAUGCACCCAAGAGAGCCUGCGAGCCCAACAGACGAGGGCCAGAGCCCAGGCUUGGAGACAAGAGGAGGAGGAGAGACAGCUGAGAGAGUCCCUACAGACACAGGGUAUCAACAGCACCAAGUACAUGUACCAACAGAAAAAGCUCCAGGAAUUCCACCGAAAGAAAGAAGAAUUUCAGGAGAAGCAGAAAUCCAAACGGGUGGAAAUUGUCUCCAAGUUACUGCUGGAAGAGGAGUUGUUAGAGAGACGUAAGAGGCACCAUGCUCUCCUGUUCCCUCCCACCCAGAGGUUGGAGAGGUUGGCAGGGCAGGAGAGAUCUCCAGAGAAGCUCCUUCAGAGCCUUGAUCCACAGCCGGCAAAAACAAAGGAAGAGGAAAGAAAACGACAGGACACAGUGUUUAGUGACAGCAGCUCUUCAUCAGAGCUUUCUGACCAGGAGGAGAGCAGGGACCUGGAGGAGGAGCAGGGCCUCACUGACAGCCUGGCGCAGCCUGAGUUCACUGGCCUCUGGGACCAGACACGUCAAGUUCACCAGAGCACUCCAAAUGAAGAUGCUAAAUCAUUACAGACGCGAGCAGAGAGACGAGAUAUGUCUUUGCUGCCGGUGGGGAAACCUCCAGUGGCUGGUAAAAGAGUUAUACAGGGGAAGGAAUUUAAAGGCUCACCUUUCAUCAGCAAGCCAGAAAUCAUCCUCUUCAAGGAUUUUGAUGUGGGACAGGUGUACAAGAAGAAGGUCACCUUGACUAAUGUCAGCUACACAACCAAUUAUUGCAAGUUACUUGGUGUCACCAUGGAUCUGAUGGAUUUCAUUUCUAUAAGCUUUGAGCCUCCUGGUCCAAUAUCAGCUGGGAUGGCCUGUGACAUGCAGGUCAUUUUUCAACCAAUGAUGAAUAAGGAUUUGAAGGGAGAGGUCCAGUUUGUGUCAGCAGCUGGCCCCUUCUCUGUGCCCAUCAGAUGUACCAUUAAGAAAUGUGAUCUGUCUGUGGACAUCGACCUCAUUGUCUUUGGUACCCACGUGGUGGGCCAGACCAUUUCCCGGGCUAUCACCCUGACCAACAAGGGGGCCCUGGGGACAUGCUUUACCCUGGUCUCCUCCCCCUGCCCUAGCCUAGCGCAGUCCCAGCUCCAAGCCCAGGCUCAUGCCUUGUCUGAGGCCUCCUCCGCCAGCACCGAGCUUUCACAGGAAAGGAGCACUUCAAUAGCAGCAGCCUCUGACAGCCAGGAGAGCCCUGCAUCACGGGACUCAGGAGAACUCAAAUCAGAGAGGAAGAGUCAGGAACCCUUGCUAGUCUCAGACUCCAAACAAUCAGGGGCCCAGACACCUGCUGUGUCAGAGACCCUGGGGGGUGUGGAGGCUGCCUCAGGAAGACGCAGCCUGGCCUCAGAGCAGCAGGAGGGAGGCCCGGCCCUCAAGGCCAGCACGGAAGAGCCCUCAGACAGCAGCAGUGACAUCACCAUCGGAGAGGUCAGAGAGGGGGAGGUGGGCCCGUUUGAAAGUGUCAAGUUGGAGAUUGUAUUCACACCCACCGUACCAGGGGAGGCUAAGUUGGACUUCCACAUCAAGUUCUCCGACCCAACCUGUGAACCAAUAUCCAUUGGGGUCCGAGGGAUGGCUGUGUGCGUGCCUGUGUGGGUGGCCCAGCCAAGCAUUGUCCUGAAGAUCUGCAUGUUCGAUCGCCUCUAUCAAGACAGUAUCGUGGUCCAAAGCAGAGCGAGCACAGCUCUUCGGCUGACAUUCAAGGUGUGUCCGGAGCUGAGGAACCACAUGGAGAUCCUGCCUAAGACCGGCUACAUCCAGGCCAGGUCCAGCUUCAACGCGAAGCUUAAGUUCCUGCCCAGACGUUCCUUGUUCGAGGAUGCAAAAAAGUUUUUUGACAGUGAAACAGGAGUGCUGGAAGUCCCCUUGACAGUGCAAGUGGCUGAUCAGGUCCGGCCUGUUCCAUUCACGGUCCAUGCAGUCAUCACCUCCUCUGACCUGUGCUUUGACCGGACAGAGGUGGACUUUGGCCACUGCUCCAUCUACGAAUCAGUGAAGACCAGCGUGCACCUCACAAACCUAACCCUCCUGCCCCAGGACUUUGGCUUUCUGAGCAUACCUCAGUUUGUGCAGGUCCAGCCCAACGACGGCUUCGGCACUCUCCUCCCAUUGGAAACCUUGGAGGUGGAUUUGAUCUUUAGCGCCAAGAAGGCAGGAGAGUACAGCUUUCAGCUCAACUGCAAAUCUGGAAUUAACAGAGACUUCCCCCUGUCAUGUCGUGCAGUCGGGGUGCACCCUCCGCUAGAGCUGUCUCACUCUCUGGUCCAGUUCGGAGCCACGGCGGUUGGUGACUGUUCCACAGCCGUGCUGCACGUGGUCAACGCACACACCAGCCUCAACGAGUUCACACACCCCGUGCCCCGCAUUGGCCGGGACCCUGUUGCCCCGGUGGGCCCCCGGCUGUUCGCCUUCACUCCCCCCGAAAACUCAGAGAUUAGCCUCACCCCCAGGACAGGCAAGGUCUUACCUGGACAGAGGUGCCUGGUGCAGGUGACAUUCAGGCCCAGGUUGUGUGACCAGGCCAUAAGGGAAGAAGCGGUGCGGCUGCUGUGUCGCUCCGAAGAGCUGCGCCUCCACGAGCUAGAGAGGGUUACCAAGGCUGAGGGGAACAGGAAGGGAGGGGAGCAGGAGGGGCUGUGUAAAAGGGAGGCCCCUACGGCCCCCCAGAAAGGCAAGAAGCCACCCCCCACCCGGCCCCAGGCGAAGCAGGCCCUGAAGGAGAAGAUCAGCAAAGUGUCCAUCAGCCCCAAAACAGACAGCCCCUUCAGAGCCCCCAACCCAGCCGACAUACAGUCAGGAUCAGAGGAGUACGCUGUAGGCAGGGCCUCCCUCCUGCACUCCUUCCCUGAGCACUACAGUCGAUACGUCAUCCCUUGCUUCGUGUCUGACGGAGAGCCACCGCAGAGUGACCCCCAGGCCCAGCCAUCCUGCAGCAGCCCCCUCAACACGCUGUACCUGGAGCUGCAUUGCCCAGCUGUUAGGCCCCCCCUGGUGGUCGCAUCCAGUAAUGGCCAGACCACCAUCAACUACCACCAGGUAGCUGUGGGACAGAAAGUGGUCAAAAAGCUCACUGUUCAGAAUAUUUCUCAGGAAUCCUUGGAGCUGAGGUCCUCAGUGCUGGACCUGAGUGGUCCGUUCUCUCUCCUAAAUGCUCUGAGACGGCUGGGUCCUGGAGCCACACACACAUUGUUACUGGCCUUCACACCCGCACUGGGAAAAAGGUACCGCGAGACUGUGGAGAUCCACAGCCCAAACAUGACCAUGGAGAUCACGCUAUGCGGGGUGGGAGUGGAUCCUCUUCUCACCUCCUCCCACCAGGGUGGCCUCAUGGACUUUGGCUACAUGUUGGAGAAGGAGAGAGCCUCCCAGGUCUUUAAGCUGCAGAACACGUCAUCUCUGGCGGUGCGUUUCUCUGUGCUGCUGCACAGCCUGUCGCUGGGGUGUAAAGCCCUGAGUGGAGCAGACGCUUUCCCUGCCCUCCUCAGCCCAGGCCCAGAGGAACAGACACACUCCACUGUGGGGACCCAGAACUACAGUGGUCAGAGCGUGUUCAAUGUGACGCCCAUAGAGGGCACCAUCGCCCCAGGAAAGAGCCAGGACAUCACUGUGACCUUCCUGCCAGACCACGAGAGCCUCCACUACUCGGACAUACUGAAGGUGGAGCUCAUGAACAAGAGCACAGUGUGUGUCAUGGUGCUGAAGGGUGCAGCUCGCUCUCACAUCAUGUACCUGUGUGGAGGAGACCCACUGGCAGUGCCCACGGAUGCCGUUCACCCUCUGCCAGCCUCCGGGGACUCUGAGCACACAGUAGACUGUGAGAAGCCCCCACUCCCUGUGCUGCUCACCCUUAGAGGCGUCUACAGAGAGGGGGCCAUGAGCCCAGCGGUCAGAGAGCUGGAGGUGGGCUGCAUCUGCUCCACACAGCCUAUGGCCAAAAAGAACGUGGAGUUCAGCUGGGAGGGGCUUCAGGCACUGCAACAGAGGGGCUUCACCGUGGAGCCGACCAGGGGCACGGUGGACGCCGGCCACAGACGCACCAUCACUGUGAUCUGGACUCCUCCUUGUGGCCUUAAGCCGAAUGAGGUGGUGCAGGUGUGUGCGCCCCUCACCCUGAGAGGAGACGAGACAGAGGUAUACAGUGUCACCCUGCUGGCCUUGGCUUCCAGAGCUAGUCAAGACCCUUCACACACAAACUAACCAAUAUGCAAACAUAUAGAACACUUCACACAGUAACCAAUAUCCAAAGAUACAGAACACUUCAGAUGGGACUGGAGGAAAAUUAACUCAUUGUUAUAUGUUUAAAUAUUGUUUAAAUACUUCAGUGUAAUAUACGAGUGUGGACAAAAUGUCCCUUGUCAUGGUACUUAUUGGAAAUAAUAUGAAAUGUUUUAAAGCAUAAUUUUUAAGGCACUUUGUGGACAAGUUAUAUGGAUAUGGGUUAUUUUAUAAGCAGAAAUAUUGUGGAAAGAAUAUUUAAAAACAUUGACAACAAUGCAUUUCAAUAAAUACCUAUGGGCAUAAUCACAUAAUCAGCCUUUGAUCAUUAUUGGGGGACUAUCUCAAACUCAAAUUAGACGAUAGCCCCUGUUCUAGGCUGGUUUCACCACCAGGGGGCAGAAUACACCAAUGUUGUUAAUUAACAAACUAAAGUUUGGGUAGUCGGUUAGGACAUCUACCUUGUGCAUGACACAGGUACAUUUUCCAACAAUUGUUUACAGACAGAUUAUUUCACUUAAAAAUUCACUGUAUCACAAUUCCAUUGGGUCAGAGGUUUACAUACACUAAGUUGACUGUGCCUUUAAACAGCUUGGAAAAUCAGCCAAGACCUCAGUCUGGUUCAUCCUUGGGAAAAUUUCCAAAUGCCUGAAGGUAGGUACCAUAUUCAUCUGUACAAACAAUAGUUUGCAAGUAUAAACACCAUGGGACCACGCAGCUGUCAUAAUGCUCAUUAGGAAGACGCGUUCUGUCUCCUAGAGAUUAACAUACUUUGGUGUGAAAAGUGCAAAUCAAUCCCAGAAAAACAGCAAAGGAACUUAUGAAGAUGCUGGAGGAAACAGGUACAAAGGUAUCUAUAUCCACAGUAAAACAAGUCCUAUAUAGACAACCUGAAAGGCAGCUCAGCAAGGAAGAAGCCACUGCUCCAAAACCGCCAUAAAAAAAGUCAGACUACGGUUUGCAACUGCACAUGGGGACAAAGAUCGUACUUUUUGGAGAAAUGUCCUCUGGUCUGAUGAAACAAAAAUAUAACUGUUUGGCCGUAAUGACCAUUGUUAUGUUUGUAGGAAAAAGGGGGAGGCUUGCAAGCCGAAGAACCGCGAAGCACUGGGGUGGCAGCAUCAUGUUGUGGGGGUGCUUUGCUGCAGGAGGGACUGGUGCACUUCGCAAAAUAGAUGGAAUCAUGAGAAGGGGAAAUUACAUGGAUAUAUUGAAGCAACAUCUCAAGACAUCAGUCAGGUUAAGUUAAAGCUUGGUCACAAAUGGGUCUUCCAAAUGGACAAUGACCCUAAGCAUACUUCCAAAGUUGUGGAAAAUAGGCUUAAGGACAACAAACAGAGUCAAGGAAUUGGAGUGGCCAUCACAAAGCCCUGACCUCAAUCCUAUAGAAAUUUGUGGGCAGAACUGAAAAAGCGUGUGUGAGCAAGGAGGCCUACAAACCUGACUCAGUUACACCAGCUCUGUCAGGAGGAAUGGGCCAAAAUUCACCCAACUUAUUGUGGGAAGCUUGUGGAAGGCUACCUGAAACGCUUGACCCAAGUUAAACAAUGUAAAGGCAAUGCUACCAAAUACUAAUUGAGUGUAUGUAAACUUCUGACCCACUGGGAAUGUGAUGAAAGAAAUAAAAGCUGAAAGAAAUAAUUUUAUCUACUAUUAUUCUAACAUUUCACAUUCUUAAAAUAAAGUGGUGAUCCUAACUGAUCUAAGACAGGGAGUUUUUACUAGGAUUAAAUGUCAGGAAUUGUGAAAAACUGAGUUUAAAUGUACUUGGCUAAGGUGUAUGUAAAGUUCCGACUUCAACUGUAAGUGUCAAAAAGUGCAUGGGGUAUAAUUUAUUUGGAGAAUAAGUCCAGACCACUGCAAGUUCACAUCCCUCCCUGCCUGUCACAUACUGUAUUGUUGUCAACGUAUGCCUACUCUCUGAUCAGUUCCAUCACUGUUACAAGAUCCAGUAUAUCUACUCAAUUAGAAUAGUGUAUACACUGGGUAUACCAAACAUUAGGAACACCUUCCUAAUAUUGAGUUGCACCCCCCCUCAGAACAGCCUCAAUUCGUCAGGGUAUGGACUAUACAAGGUGUCGAAAGCGUUCCAUAGGGAUGCUGGCCCAUGUUGACGCCAAUGCUUCCCACAGUUGUCAAGUUGGCUGGAUGUCCUUCGGGUGUUGGACCAUUCUUGAUACACACGGGAAACUGUUGAGUGUUAAAAAACCCAGCAGUGUUGAGCCUGGCAUCUACUACUAUACCCCGUUCAAAGGCAUUUCAAUAUUUUGUCUUGUCCAUUCACCCUCUGAAUGGCACACAUACUCAAUCCAUGUCUCAAUUGUUUCAAGGCUUAAAAAUCCUUCUUUAACCUGUCUCCUCCCCUUCACCUACACAGAUUUAAGUGGAUUUAACAAGUGACAUCAAUAAGGGAUCAUAGCUUUCACCUGAUCAGUCUAUGUCAUGGAAAGAGCAGGUGUUCUUAAUGUUUUGUAUACUCAGUGUAUCUCUGAUAAUAAUUCCAUGUCAAUUGUAAUAUAAGAAUUUUAAAAAUUUGCUAAGUUACUUAUAACAAGACUUUGAAAACGUAAUGAUCAGGAUAUAUUCCUAUUCGUGAAUUUACAAUUUAACAUGCAUUCUGUCAUUACAUCCUGGACUGCGCAGCUACAAAACAAAACAAGGAGAAUGAGAACGAAGUGCUCAGUUUAAUCAUGUGGUGAAGCUCUUUAUAGGAAUAGCUGAUGCUAUGGAUGGGCCAAUAGGAACCAUCCGUUCAGAGAGAUGCAUGUGGUAAGCAUUUAUCAGAGAUUGAAACAGAUUACACUAGAUCGGAUUAGUGCAUCCCAACCUGGCUAUAAAAAGCAAGGUCAUUAUGAGCUUAGUUUAAUGUAAUGUCACCCGUUUUAUUAAAUGUAUGAGAUCAUA